UUUUAUUUUACAUUUUAUAUAGAUCAAUCUAUAUUUUAUAUUCACAUGUUCAGUUAAACGAGGAAUUAAGAAUUCAAUUGGCGCCAAGCAAUCAUAUCAAUUCUGAAUUCAAGAAUCUAGCUCCAGUUCGACCUAUAAUAUCUAUUUUAUUUUUUUAAAUAUCUUAAUAGUUUUUGCAAAAAGUUUGUAUUAAACUGAUAAAAUUCUGUAUUUUUGAAAACGUCUUUCACUUGUAGAUGAUCAAGCUGUCUUUGUGGUACAAUGUAGGCCCUAUAAGGAAAAUAAUUAAGUUUUAAAGCUACAUUAAUUAGGUUUUAUUGAUCUAUCAAUUAAAACACUUUCUAAUAACAAUGCAAUUAUGCUACAUCAUCCAUCAGACAAAGUUCCUUGAUCUGAAAAUCGCUUGCCAAAUCAGAUUUUUACUCAUGGACUUGUAAAACAAGUGUUGUAAACAAGUGCAUGGUUUUCCAGAGCCCUGAUCAUGAAUUACUAGGCUAGUGGUGACAUACAAAUAAAAUUAAAUUCUUUCAAAUAAUUAAAAUAAGCUGAUUCAUGUUAUAAACUGAAUAAUAAUUACAUGUAUAGAUCUAUUUAAUUUAUCUAUCUGGCAAUUUUUUUUAAAGAUGGGACGAAAAGCCCCUAAAAGACAUGUGGACGUGGACAAGAGCCACUUAAAUGAUGAAGUCCUGAAGAAAAUGAAAGUCGACAGUCAGGAACAUCACACUCCUUGUCUAAAAAAGAUGGAUUUUGUGUGGGCUUCAUUGCCAAGAUGUGCAGUUCUAUGGCCUGUCCAGGUUACAGAAAUUCACCCGAACCACAUUACAGUAUGGGUAAAUUCUGAUGAUGCAGACUGCACUACUAAAGAAGAGGAUGAAAGAAACCUCAAGAUGUUUUCUUAAGGAUCUGGAAUGGGCAUUUGGUGCGAGAUUAACAUCUGAUGCACAGCAGACCAGUUUAACAUCGGAUGCACAGCAGACCACUUUGACAUCUGAUGCACAGCGGACCACUUUGACAUCUGAUGAACAGCAGACCACUUUCCCAUCUGAUGCACAGCGGACCACUUUGACAUCUGAUGCACAGCGGACCACUUUGACAUCUGAUGAACAGCAGACCACUUUGACAUCUGAUGCACAGUGGACCACUUUCCCAUCUGAUGCACAGCGGACCACUUUCCCAUCUGAUGCACAGCAGACCACUUUGACAUCUGAUGCACAGCAGACCACUUUCCCAUCUGAUGCACAGCGGACCACUUUGACAUCUGAUGCACAGCGGACCACUUUCCCAUCUGAUGCACAGCGGACCACUUUGACAUCUGAUGCACAGCAGACCACUUUGACAUCUGAUGCACAGUGGACCACUUUGACAUCUGAUGCACAGCGGACCACUUUCCCAUCUGAUGCACAGCAGACCACUUUCCCAUCUGAUGCACAGCGGACCACUUUCCCAUCUGAUGCACAGUGGACCACUUUCCCAUCUGAUGCACAGCAGACCACUUUCCCAUCUGAUGCACAGCAGACCACUUUGACAUCUGAUGCACAGCGGACCACUUUCCCAUCUGAUGCACAGCAGACCAGUUUAACAUCGGAUGCACAGCGGACCACUUUCCCAUCUGAUGCACAGCAGACCACUUUCCCAUCUGAUGCACAGCAGACCACUUUCCCAUCUGAUGCACAGCGGACCACUUUCCCAUCUGAUGCACAGCAGACCACUUUAACAUCUGAUGCACAGCAGACCACUUUGACAUCUGAUGCACAGCAGACCAGUUUCCCAUCUGAUGCACAGCGGACCACUUUCCCAUCUGAUGAACAGCAGACCACUUUGAUAUCUGAUGCACAGCAGACCACUUUGACAUCUGAUGCACAGCAGACCACUUUCCCAUCUGAUGCACAGCAGACCACUUUGACAUCUGAUGCACAGCGGACCACUUUGACAUCUGAUGCACAGCAGACCACUUUGACAUCUGAUGAACAGCGGACCACUUUGACAUCUGAUGCACAGCAGACCACUUUGACAUCUGAUGCACAGCAGACCACUUUGACAUCUGAUGCACAGCGGACCAGUUUCCCAUCUGAUGCACAGCGGACCAGUUUCCCAUCUGAUGCACAGCAGACCACUUUGACAUCUGAUGCACAGCAGACCACUUUGACAUCUGAUGCACAGCGCACCACUUUGACAUCUGAUGCACAGCGGACCACUUUCCCAUCUGAUGCACAGCAGACCAGUUUAACAUCGGAUGCACAGCGGACCACUUUCCCAUCUGAUGCACAGCAGACCACUUUCCCAUCUGAUGCACAGCAGACCACUUUCCCAUCUGAUGCACAGCGGACCACUUUCCCAUCUGAUGCACAGCAGACCACUUUAACAUCUGAUGCACAGCAGACCACUUUGACAUCUGAUGCACAGCAGACCAGUUUCCCAUCUGAUGCACAGCGGACCACUUUCCCAUCUGAUGAACAGCAGACCACUUUGAUAUCUGAUGCACAGCAGACCACUUUGACAUCUGAUGCACAGCAGACCACUUUCCCAUCUGAUGCACAGCAGACCACUUUGACAUCUGAUGCACAGCGGACCACUUUGACAUCUGAUGCACAGCAGACCACUUUGACAUCUGAUGAACAGCGGACCACUUUGACAUCUGAUGCACAGCAGACCACUUUGACAUCUGAUGCACAGCAGACCACUUUGACAUCUGAUGCACAGCGGACCAGUUUCCCAUCUGAUGCACAGCGGACCAGUUUCCCAUCUGAUGCACAGCAGACCACUUUGACAUCUGAUGCACAGCAGACCACUUUGACAUCUGAUGCACAGCGCACCACUUUGACAUCUGAUGCACAGCGGACCACUUUCCCAUCUGAUGCACAGCAGACCACUUUCCCAUCUGAUGCACAGCGGACCACUUUGACAUCUGAUGCACAGCGGACCACUUUGACAUCUGAUGCACAGCAGACCACUUUGACAUCUGAUGCACAGCAGACCACUUUGACAUCUGAUGCACAGCGGACCACUUUGACAUCUGAUGCACAGCAGACCACUUUGACAUCUGAUGCACAACAGACCACUUUGACAUCUGAUGCACAGCAGACCACUUUCCCAUCUGAUGCACAGUGGACCACUUUCCCAUCUGAUGCACAGCAGACCACUUUCCCAUCUGAUGCACAGCAGACCACUUUGACAUCUGAUGCACAGCGGACCACUUUCCCAUCUGAUGCACAGCAGACCACUUUCCCAUCUGAUGCACAGCGGACCACUUUCCCAUCUGAUGCACAGCGGACCACUUUCCCAUCUGAUGCACAGCAGACCACUUUCCCAUCUGAUGCACAGCGGACCACUUUGACAUCUGAUGCACAGCGGACCACUUUGACAUCUGAUGCACAGCAGACCACUUUCCCAUCUGAUGAACAGCAGGAGACAGGUAGCAUGGAAUGCCAUGAUCUUGACUGGCUUAUUGCAGAGACUGCUUCAGAUAUACAUGAUCCUGACUGGCUUAUUGCAGAGACUGCUUCUGAUAGUGGUGACAGUGAAGAGAGUGAAGGUAGUGAAGAUAGUGAGGUGUAUCCCAUGUUGUCUAGAAAUAUUGCCAAAAAGAGCAAUACACCUUCAAAUAAUGUACCACAGCAGGAAAAGACAGAUAGAACUGCUGAGUCAAACAUUGAGAAUGAGCCUUCAUAUGAUCAUAGCACUGAAAGUGAAAGUGAUAUUGAAGAAGAAACAGUGCUUAGAGAUAAAAAAAAGCCAAAGUUGUACAUCAAGAAAGUCAUGAAGUCUGACACUUCUAAAACUGGAACAAAGAAAAAAGUGAAUAGGGUGUAUAACAGUUAUCAAUUUUGUUCUGUUUGUGGUAUCAAGGUUUCCAACUUUGCACAGCAUUUAGAAAGAAACCAAGUUAAACAUGAAGGUGUCUCAUCUAUAAAAGAGAUCAAAGAAGAAAAAGAUCAAAAGAAAAAAAACAGACUCCGUACAUUGAUCAGAGCCCGUUUUAAUCAUGAAUUCAACAUGAGAAACAUAAAACGGGAAAAAGGAGAAAUACUCCUGGAAAGACGUCCAACCUCAUCAUUCAUUUUGUCAGAUUAUGGCCCCUGUCCUGCUUGUUUACUCUGGAUGGGGAAAAAAUUGAUACAGAAGCAUCAGAAGACAUGUCCUGCAAAGACCAAGGAUAUGGAAACCACAAAAACAACCUCAGAAUUAUUAACCGCAUCUGAUACAAUUUGUCAAAGGAUUGAACCAAUAGCAAGUAAAAAACUUGUAAAAGAAGUAUUCCAAAAAAUGAAAAUGGACGAGGUAGGAAAGGCAGCAAGGGAUGAUAUUCUCAUAGUACAAUUAGGAAACCAAUGGAUGGAGAAAAAUAUAGGUAACAAAUUGAAGCGUGGAAAUUAUACUGCAGAAAUCAUUCGACUUGUGUCUAGGUUACUUCUGAACCUCAAAGCUAUUAAACCACUUCCCUUAGGUCCUAAUGGUGAAAAAAGAACAUUCUGGGACUACUUAAAACCAGAACAUUUGGAAGCGAUCGUGACAGCAACCUUAUCUGUUGCAUCCCCGUCCACAUAUGAUGAAGACAAUUUACAACACCCAAGCAACGCAAUCAAACUAGGCUUUGACAUAAAACGCUUGAUUUGUGGGAAAAUUGGGUUGGCGAUUAUACAGGGCGACAAAGCAGCACGUGACGAUGCGGAAAACCUCCUCAGAGCAAUGAAUAUAUACUGGGCAACACGAGUCACAAAAUUAGCCAGAGUACUUUUGCAGCAGAGAAUAUACAGAAAAAGCCAUAAACUGCCAGUGCCUGAAGACAUAAGAAACCUCAGCCUUUAUCUGAAGGCUAAGAUUGCAGAUAUGGAUUUGUCAAACAAAAGUCUGGACAAUUUUCGUAGUGUGGGGGAAAUUGUAUCUGCCAGAUUGCUUAUGUACAAUCGAAGGAGACCUGGCGAGCUUCAGGCAAUUGGAUUGACAGACUAUAGGGAACGAAAAAGGGGUGAUGAUGCCAUGGAUGCUGGGCAUUUGGUUGGAGGUUAUACUGAGUUUGAAAAGAAACUGUUGGAGAACCAAGUUGUUAUCACAGUGCGAGGAAAGACAGGAAAAGGUGUACCUAUUAUUCUUCCAAAUGAUACCAUGUCAGCCAUGGAAUACCUGACAGAUGAGGAUACCAGAAAGUGUGCAGGGAUUGAUGAAAAGAACAUCUAUGUAUUUGCCUCAAAAGGCGAAGGUGUAGUCCGUGCAUAUGAUGCACUAGCAAAAGCAUGUAACAACGCAAACCUGAGCGAUCCAAAAACCAUAACAAGUACUAACCUCAGAAAAUACAUGGCAACAAUAACACAGGUUCUGGAUCUUAAACCGAACGAAAUGGAAUGGGUCAUUAACCACAUGGGCCAUUCACUUGAUGUACACAAGAUACAUUACAGGUGCACCAGUGGUGUAUUGGAGAGAACACAAAUUGCAAAAAUACUCCUACUCCAGGACCAUGACCGUGUGGGGGAGUUCAGGGGCAAGUCACUACAAGAAAUCCAAAUGGAAGACCUGGUCAAGGAAUCAUCAUCUGAAACCUCACCCAUAGAUGAUGCAGAUGAUACAGAAGCUGCGUUGGGGAAUAAAUUACAUGAUGUAGUGGGUAAUGAAAACGACCCAUAUGAUUUUGCAGUUUUGGACAUUGCCGAAAAAUUUGAGGAGGAAUUUGAGGCAAGACCAGUAGUGAAGCGGAAGAAACCUGUUAUAACUCGCCGUGAAAGGUGGACGCAAGAAGAAGAAGAAGAAAUCAAAAUGCUUUUCAAAAAACAGCUGGCGGGGAAAGUUAGACCUACUCCACGUGAAUGUGCAAAAGCUAUUGCCCAAAGCAAGGCAAACGGAGGAAUACUCUUCAAUAGGAAGAAAGACGUGUUGAAGAAAAAACUAUUCAGAAUUGUGGAUAAUCUGAAGAAGGUCCGAGCUUAACCUUCUGAAACCUUUCAAUAUUAUUUACAGUGGUUGUGUUAGUUUUUGUCUCGCCGCGCUUUAGUCUAUGUUUCAAGCAAGCCAUUAAUUUAAUAGUGGUGCUAGGAUGCUAAAAUUUCACAUGGGGUUUCUCUAGGAUGUAUCCAUCAGUGCUUUAAAGCCAAAAGAGCAAAGUUUUAGUUUUUGAUUCAAGCAUGCCAUUCAGUUAAUAGUGGUGCUAAGGUGCUGAAAUAUUACAUGGGAUUUCUCUAUGGGGUAACCAUCACUAAUUAAAUUUUUUCAAUUUUGACCAUGUUUUGGACCUAACUUGCGUUUAGCUGAAAUGUUUAGUUUUUAAUUCAUGCUUGAAUAGCCAUUUAAUUAAUAAUGGCGCCAGGAUGCUGAAUUUUCACAGGGGGUUUCUCUAUGGGGUAACCAUCAGUGCUUUAAAACCAAAACACCAAAUUUUUUAAAAAUAAUUUCAAAUUUUACCAUGUCUUGGACUUAUAAACUUGCGUUUAGCUCCAAUGUUAAGUUUUUAUUCCAACCUUGCCAUUCAAUUCAAUUAAUAAUGGUGCCAGGAUGCUGAUAUUUCACAUGCGGUUUCUCAAGGGGUAAUCAUCAGUGAUUUAAAGUCAAAACAGCGAUUUUUUUUCUUUACCAAUUUUAACAUCUUUUUGACCAUGUUUGGGACUUGACUUUUUAGGGCAAAAUUUCUAGUAUUUAGAUCCAAUAUUAACCUUUUGUUAAAAGUUUUUUAUUUAUGUUCAUACAUAUACAGAAAAAGCUGGCGAGACAUAAUUACACGUAAUUCUUGUUGUUAAAAUCAAACAGUUUGUGGACCAGGGAUAGGUCUAAAUUUUUAUUGUGAAAUCUACAACCAUUUGAUGUUACUUUUUAUAGUUGUGUUUGUUUUUCGCUCGUUUGGCCAAAGGAGCAAUUGUCAUGACAUGUUUAUGAGGCUAUAAACGCCUUUUUCUUGAGAGAUGUGGUGUCACCAGGACAUUGCCAUUUCAAAAUAUGACAUCAUAAUACAAAAUUAAAAUAGACCUAUGAACUACUCUGAACUGUGUUGGAAAAUCACGAGGUUAUAUGAUUGGCUGUCCUGUUAACCGGCAAGCAUCUCGUUGGAUGGAGGUAUUUUUCCCACCUUAAAAGGAAAUGUGUGAUUUUGCAUAUGUAUUUUGUAAAAAAUGAAACCUAUAAUCAAUAGACUGGUAUGUUUACCAACCAACCUUUGUCCUUCUCCAUAUGAAACCUACAAACUUCCAUGGUUGUGCUUUUUAGCUCACCUCGACGAAGGAGAGGGGGAGCUUAUGUUGUCACCCCGGUGAUGGCAUCGUCGUCAUAAUUCAGGUUCAAGUUUUGGUGAAAGUUUCUAUUUUCUCACCUAUUUCAGCUUAGAGCUAAAUAAACUUUUAUGAUUUUAUUUUCCUACUGUGUUUUAGUUCUAAACGGGAUACUGGGACCAAUUUGGGGUCCAUCAGGGGUCUGUGGGCCAAUUACUGAGCCAUUUAAGUUGGCGUCACACUUCAGGGUAAAGUUUUGGUGAAAGUUUCUAUUUUCUCACUUAUUUCAGCUAUGAACUUCAUAAACUUUUACUUUUUUACUUGGUAUUGGUUCUAAACAGGAAACUGGGACCAAUUUUUGGUCCAUCGUCUGUGGUCCCAAUUACUUAACCAUUUUUCAUUGUUAAAGUUUUGGUGCAAGUUUUUUUGUUCUCACUUAUUUCAACUAAGACCUUCAUAAACUUUUAUGAUUUCAUUUUCCUACUAUGUAUUGCCGCUUAACCGGAUAAUGUAGUUAUUUUGGGGUCUGUAGGACCAAUUACUUGCCCAUUGUUAGCUCUCCUCGGCAAAUUAUCUAAAGCACCAAUUCAAAAAAUGUGGGAAGAGGCGAGCUCUGCUGUUCUCCAACAGCUCUUGUUUUUUUAUUAAAGUGAAAAAAUAUCACAAAAAGAUGUAAGUGAAAUGUCUUUCAAAAUUAAGACUUAUACCAUAUUUUAAUGCUAAAUGGUUUCAUGAAAUCUCUUUCUGAUGAACAUGAUGAAAAUGUUGAAUUUUUGAAACCGUCUUGUUUGUUAUUGUUAAUGGUGCAGGUUUUAUCUCAUUCUGUAUACUGCAAAAUAAUUGCCUUUUAUAAAUACUGCAUAUACUACUACAUCCCCAUUUUUGGUAUUAAAAUUGGUGAAUUUUGAAAAUCAUGUAACAUUCUUUUCUUUGCACUUACAGAUGAACAUUUAUCAUGUAACAGUAUAAAGUUGUUCCACACCUUUUCAGUCAGCAAUCAAAAUUGUUUUCUCUGAGGUGGUGGUACCAACCAAGCCAACUGUUUCAAAUUGGUUGGUAUCAACACCGAGGAAAACUAUAUUGAAUGUUAUCAGAUAAAGGCGUGAAACAACUGUUUUGUUAUCUGAUCAGUGAUAUAUGUAUGUAUAGGAUAUUGAAUAAGUUUUGGUGUAAUAUCAGUUUAUAUACAAUCUGAUUUUACACUCAAGACGCAUGUAAUAUCUGAUUUAUAUCACAACAAAGGUCAACUGAUAUAUAAGGUGUGAUAUAUCAGCAUGUGCAUUUAUAUCACUUCUUGCCAAAUAUCAACAAAAAACAACCACUUCAGAGUUGUAUAACCUAUAGUAGUUGUGAGAUAAAUUAGGAUAUUAAACACACAUCAUUUGUAAAUUCAGUUUAAUGACAGAUCAAAAAUUGUGUCAUUGAUUAAUAGUAUAACGUAAGGUUUGAUAGUGUGACGUAGCUUGUGACCGUGGUUUUAGGGUAGCAUCAUUAAAUGUCAUCAACAGUUAUUCUUAGAAGCAAUCUGUGGGGAAACAGUUGAAAUUUUUCAUACAUCUUUGAAGAUGCCUUUUAUUCAGAGUCGGAUAACAAUCACUACUGCAUUUCUAUUUUUUGGACUAUAGUGAAGCCCUGUUACUCGGGUCUCCUGUACUCCAGAUUUCCCCACUUGUGUGAAAAUUGUUCCUUUCUUGGCACUUGUAUAAUUUAAUUGUAAUACUGUAUUUUAAUUAGAUGAAGCAUCGAAAAAAAAUACAUUUUGUAUUCAAUUCAAAGUAAAAUUUAUCAUUGAUUGUAAAAAAAACCACUUUCAUAUAUGUGCACGUAUGAAUGACUUUUUAGGUUACCCUAGCCGAAGGCUCAUAAUAACCUAUUGAAAUGGGUCUUCAUCAUUCACGGUGCGUUGGCAGUAUAUUUUUGUCUUCUUACUCCCACUUGACCAAUUUGAACCAAAAGGAAGGAUAAUUCUCCUCAUAACUUAACUUCAGGAUAUGGGCUGUUCUGUCCAUAACUAUGGGGUGUAACACUUAACUUCAGGAUAUUUAAGUCAUAGUGUACACAUAACAGACAGGUAUCUCUGAGGAGAAUUAUCCAAGAUGUCUGGGCUGUUCUGUCCAUAACAAUGGGGUGUAACAUUAACUUCAGGAUAUGUAAGUUGUAGUGUACACAUAACAGACGGGUAUCUCUGAGGAGAAUUAUGCACACCUAUUGUUAAACAAUACAUCUACUGUAUCCAUAUUAUUUUUUAUAUUUCUAACUUCAUGUUUACAGAUUAUCUGUUAACAUGGUGAUGAUAGUAUGCUACACAGUACUACUGCAUGUUCAUUAUUGUUUUCCAAACUACAGGAAAUUUUUCAUCAAUUUACACUGCUUUGCAUGAUGUCUGAUUUAGUUGUAAUUAAGUCUACUGAUAUGAACUACUGUUUUUUGGAUAUAGCUCUGCAUGAUAAUCCUUUACACAAGAACACGAUAUGGGAAGCUUUUAACGGAAUCUUUAGUUGUAAAAUGCAGCACAGAUGGUAAACUCCCAAGAGUGUUUCUUUGUAAACUCUUUCAACAGUAUAUAGUUAAUCUUUCUUGAAACGUUUUUUUUUGCCCAAGUUCAACAUGCUAAAUACGUUUCCUUAUCAAUUCUUUAUAAUUGAUUUUAAUUAAAUGAAGCAUACUACAAAUAUUGUAAUUGCUAUGACUUCAAAAUCAUUGUUUAUCAUGCAAGAAAUUAUGUACUCUUAUAGAUUGUUUAUCGUUAAAGAAAUUGUGUAUAUGUAAUUCACAUUUUUGUCUUCUCAGAAAUAAAUCACUGGACCAAUUCCAAUCAAUAUGACAAUUUUCUCAGGCGUUAUUGAAAGUAUCAUACACAAUAAACUUGCUGGGAAUUACACAAAUGUUUUUUAUAUACUAUAUUCAUUGCAAGGUCAUGUUUAAGGUCAAGGUCACAGACACAUUAAUGCUGGUUAUGUUAAUAACAUUAAGAAGUUCUGUCAACAAACUGAUUAUUUGUGUAUUGUUUUGAUAGUGAUUACAUUGUCAUGUAUCAUGUAUUUUAAGCCUACGGCUGCUAACUAAACCUUCAAUGCAUACUUUAUUGCUAGUUAUAAGAUUUUUUUCAGAAUGCAUUUACCUAUAUUUACCAUACCAGUGGUUAUUCACAAAAAAUAGUUUGAUAACAUAGAUGAUACAUAUACAAUGUUUUGUUAAUCAAAUAGAAAUAUCCAUAAUAAUAUUGCUAUGUUGAUUGUCUUGACUUUUAGAUCUAUACUAUAUCUUCUAAUUGCAAUUCUUGAAUUAAAUGACGAUUUUGAUAAUCCCGAGAUAUUUUGAACUUGUGUUGUGACAAUGUCAUAUUAACACUGAAUACCCAAUCAAAUAAAAGUGAUUUACAGUACACAACA
Molecule: messenger RNA, 10579 nt
Organism: Pecten maximus
Lineage: Eukaryota; Metazoa; Mollusca; Bivalvia; Pectinida; Pectinidae
Product: mucin-12-like
Exons: 11
Coding region: 841-5919 (1692 amino acids)
Source: RefSeq, a predicted model, not a curated record